AUGGGUACUCACCCUAAUGUGCCUUCCUAUCGUCACGAUGACAAAGUACCUCUCAGAGAAUUGAUCUCGAAUGAUCCUAGCAGCUUUUUGGGUGAAGCAGUAAUUGAGAAGUUUCAGACAACCUCUGAGUUGCCCUUCUUGUUCAAGGUCCUAUCGAUCAGGAAAGUUCUAUCGAUUCAAGCCCAUCCAGACAAGUCUUUGGGAAAGAUUUUGAGGGCUCAGGAUCCAAAAAACUAUCCCGACGAUAAUCAUAAGCCGGAAAUGGCCAUCGCUGUCACUGACUUUGAAGGUCUAUGUGGUUUUAAGCCAUUGGAAGAAAUUGCUGAUGAAUUGAAGCGUAUUCCAGAAUUGAGAGCUAUUGUCGGUGAUGAAACUGCCGAAGACUUUAUCCAAAAUAUAAAACCGAAAGCUCCUAAGGGCUCUCUUGAUGAUGAAGCUAACAAAAAGCUCUUGCAAGCAAUUUUUGGAAAAGUGAUGAAUGCUUCAGACGAGGUUGUUGCUCAGAAUGCUCGCUCUCUGGUCAAAAGAGCUGAAGCAAGGCCAGAAGACUUCAACAAGCCAGAUUUACCAGCACUGAUCAUCAAUCUGAAUAAGCAGUUUCCAGAUGAUGUUGGUUUGUUUUGCGGCUGUUUGCUGCUAAAUCAUUGUAAAUUGAAGGCCGGUCAGGCCAUCUUCCUGAGAGCGAAAGACCCUCAUGCUUACAUUAAUGGUGACAUCAUCGAGUGCAUGGCAGCGUCUGAUAAUGUUGUCAGAGCAGGUUUCACUCCUAAAUUCAAAGACGUGAAGAAUCUCGUCGAUAUGCUGACUUACACUUACGACCCUGUUGAGGAACAAACUAUGAAGCCAAGCGGAUUUGCGAGAUGUUCCGGUGCUGGCAAAGCAUUAUGUUUUAACCCACCCAUUGAAGAAUUCGCUAUUAUUCAGACCACUUUUCAAGAAUCUACAGGAUCCAAACACUUUGAGGGGCUUAAGGGCCCUAGCAUUCUGAUUGUCACUAAGGGAACCGGUAUGAUUGGUACUGGCGCUAAGAAACUGAAGGCUGAACCUGGUUUUGUUUUUUUCAUUGCUCCCGACACUCCUGUUGAUCUGGAGACAGACGACAAUGACUUUGUCAGUUACAGGGCUUUUGUGGAAACUGAUUGA
Torulaspora globosa is the source of this 1143-nucleotide messenger RNA. RefSeq names its product mannose-6-phosphate isomerase PMI40 (gene PMI40). Gene Ontology annotation, cellular component: cytosol. Gene Ontology annotation, biological process: GDP-mannose biosynthetic process; carbohydrate metabolic process. The record is from RefSeq and is a predicted model, not a curated record. Gene Ontology annotation, molecular function: zinc ion binding; mannose-6-phosphate isomerase activity. The coding region runs from base 1 to 1143 and encodes 380 amino acids. The transcript has a single exon. NCBI's taxonomy places the organism in Eukaryota, Fungi, Ascomycota, Saccharomycetes, Saccharomycetales, Saccharomycetaceae.